ACUCGGAUCCCCUGUCCCUGCUGUUGCUGCCGGCUGCAGGAGAGAGGAGCGAGCCCGCUCCAGCUCUUAUUUCUCGUCUUGGUGUUCUCCAGGAAGAUGGCGAAAGCCAGCAUCUCCCUGCACUCCCUGAACGAGACGCUGAACAGACAGACAGCUGACAGACUUGGAAAGAAACUGCUCCUCUUGUCGAGAUACUGCUCAUACUGUUGGCUCACCCACAGCCUUUAUGACUCUGCUUCACACAAUGGUGAACACAAAAGCAGCUAUUGGAGACCUGACCAGAGGGAGGAACGAUGAAACAACUCCUGAAAGAAAAAAGUGAAAAUUAAUUCUGUGGGAAACCGCUUGAAGAAAGUAGAAAGCAGGCUGCUGUCGCUGGAGGCUCGGUUCGCACAGCUGGACUCCAGCCUGCAGACCCUGGCGCACGACUUUGAGCGGCAGGCCGAGAUGCUGGAGGCGGACCUGAGGCGGGAUGUGCCGUGGGCACCUGCGGCCAGGCUCGGCGGAGCGGGUGGAAGAGGAGAAGGAGGAGACAGGAGAAGAGGAGGAGGAGGAGAAGAAGGAAGGAGAAAAGGAGAAGGAGGAGACAAAGGAGGAGGAGGCGGAGCCCUGAGGCGGGCGGCGGGAACGGCUCCCGAGUGAGGGGCGGAGCGGAGCCGCCAUUGCGGGAGCCGCGGCCUUUCGCGGCCUCCGGAGCGUAUUGCUGGGCCAAGUGGAAAAAUCGUGAGGACACAGAUGACCCCCACAGUGUCAAGUCAUACAAGAAGGCCCUGAUGUUGUCCUAAGUGCUGCUCCUCUCCCUCAAGUCAGUAUGUCGAAGAUACCCACGGCCCCGCUUUCCUUGUCCGACUGCCUCUGCCAAAUUUGCAUGGAGAUCUUUGUGGAGCCUGUCACGCUGCCGUGCAGCCAUACCCUCUGUAAUUCCUGCUUCCAGAUGACCGUGGAAAAGGCCAGCCUCUCUUGCCCCUUCUGUAGGCGUCGAGUCUCUUCCUGGGCACGCUACAAUACCCGCAGAAAUACUCUCAUCAACUGGGAGCUCUGGGAGAAGAUUCAGAAGAAUUACCCAGAGGAGUGCGAGCGCAGGAUGAACGGGCAGGAUUUGGAUGAGGAGAUCUGUGUCCCCAAGCCGCAGCACCAGCUGAGCAAGCCUGGGGAGCUGAGGCAGGAAUAUGAAGCAGAGAUUAGUAAGGUGGAGGCAGAAAGGCGAGCACAUGAACAGGAGGAGAACAAAGCCAGUGAGGAAUACAUCCAGCGGCUGCUGGCAGAGGAGGAGGAGGAGAACAGGCUGGCAGAAGAGAGACGGAAGGAGAUGGAGAAGCAGCUGAAGCAAGAUGAAGAGCUGGCCUGGCAGCUCAGUAACAGUCUGAAUGAGGAUCCUGAGGGACACGUGCCCGGCAGCCCGACUCCAGCACACAGCCUCUCCCUUCAGGCAUCCCCACUGAACCCGAGCAAGGCAAAGAACAAACCAAGCAACUCUGGAGACAUUCAGAAGUAUCUGUCUCCAAAGAAUUAUAGUAUGUUGGGAUCAGCAUCGUUCUCCAGUACCACAGGAAGAGUCAGGAGCAACUCUGUCUCUGGGGACUCCAACAGCAAUGAAGGCAGCAGUUCUGCAGUGCAGGAUGAGCAAGAGGAAAUGCCAACCCUGUCUCCACAGCUGACCAGUGUAAAUAAAGAUUCUGGAGCUAAGGAUUCAUUUUUGGAAUCAUGCAUGAACUAUUUCAGUGCCUCAGCUUCAGGUGAAACUGCCACUGUCAAGCAGGAAAAAACACCAGGACCAAAUGGUUUAGAAGAUGGAGUUCCAGAUGCACUUCAUGGAACCACAGAAGAGGAAGAGUCUAGGACAGUUCUUCUUAGAUCCAAAGGAGAUGAUGGUGGAAUAGAGUCAGACAGUGGCAAUUUGACACAUGUCCAAAGGGUAAACCUCGAAAAGUCUGAUGAAAGUUGUACCUCUGGUCAGUUAGGAAUGAAUUGUGUGAUGUCUGACAGCCAGACUGUGUUGCCUGGCCUGGGGAAGGAGGCUGGACUCUCAAAUGAAGAGAUACCAGAGAGGCCACAGAACUCUAAGGAGACUCCCAAAAGGAAGCUAGUGGAGGCCCCAGCUGAUGCCAUGAUUGACUUGGACAUGCUUGACAAGAGGAGAAGAACCUUUUCAGAAAGUGUAGAAGAGCAAGGAGAGCAGAUGAAUGAUUUUAACUUGCAGACACAACGAGCCUUUGAGCAGGAGUUCUAUGAAAGGCGCAGGCAGGAGGAGCAGGACAGGCUCCUGGCUCUGCAGCUGCAGAAGGAGCUGGACAAGGAGGAAAGGACACUGAACAGACAGAAGGGCUCUCCAGACGAGUAUCUGCUUCGCACCAAACCACCUCGGUGUGGGAAAGCCUCUGCUGCCAGGAAGGAAAAUUCCAAGGGGGCAAAAGACUCAAAGGGAUCAAAAACACAGGCUGAAAGCAAUCACCACAAGGCUCGGAAAGGCUCCUGCAAUGAAAACUGGCAGUCCCCUGGCAGGGUCCGGGUGAAAUCCCCCAGCGUCAAGGAAGGAAAGGUUUUGAAUUGUGUGGUUAAUACCAGUGACACGAAUGAUAUUUGUUCACCGCCUAAGAACAAGCAAAAAACAAUCCUGCAGAUGUUUAAAAGCCCUGUUGCAGAGUAGAUCAGAGCCGUGGACAGGUGGUGGAAUGGGAAUGGGAACUGUGGUGAUGUUCUCCUGUGCUAGGCUAAGCUUCCCUAAGCGGUUUUGAGUGGUUGCCUUGGAAGGGAACCACUUUGGGCAGUGGCGCUGUGAGUUCUGAGAAGUUCUAACAUACACACCCAGAAUGUAACAUUUUUUAAUUGUUCCUUUCUUGAAUAUUAUUUUCUAGCACUUGGAGCACUUCUUGCAGGAAUCGGAACAUUUCUUAUUUUCUAAUUUGCAUUUACAUGGUUUGGAAUGUGAAUACUGGCAGUGUUGGAAAGCAGUGAUAACUGAUGGUCUGAUCUGAAAAUGAGAAUCCAAAGCCUUUCAUGGAAAAGAUGCACAUUCCAUGGAGGAAACCAAUGAAAAAUGAGUCUGUAUUCCCAGCUGGCUGUCAGCUGCAAGGUUGAAGCUUCCCUCAGCACAACCACUGUUCUCGAAAUUGAAGCACCUUGCUGGAAUUUAGGCUGUUGCUGGAAUUGCAUUGUUGGCACACCCAUUAACACUAGUGUAAGCAGACAGCCACUCUUUCACUCUCAUGUGCUAACCCCUCCCUCAGACAAAGAGGAAAGAAACAGGUCAUUCUCCCCUGACAAAGCCAAGGAUCUUUUAUGGAUGCCAAGGCUGUGGGCAUUCCCCUCUGUUCACAGAGAUCCCUCCUGCAGAUCCCAUUUUCCCUGUUGUUAAGAACAAAAUACUUCUGUUGUUAAUGUCCUGUUAAUGGUACAUAUGAAUGUACAGUGGUGUUACUAUACUUAAUGCUGUUUCAUUUUCAUACUCUGACUGGUUUGAGUGUGAUUAAAACAAUAGUCCAGAAGCCAGUUAUGAUGGAGAAAGUUAAAAGGGAAAGAAGCAACUGAAGACUGGAGUUCAGUAAUGACAUAACUGUAAUUAGAGAUUCACAUAGCUGC
This is a messenger RNA of Onychostruthus taczanowskii (white-rumped snowfinch), 3579 nucleotides long. It is a transcript of the gene RNF168, whose product is annotated as ring finger protein 168. Bases 812 to 2647 code for a protein of 611 amino acids. NCBI's taxonomy places the organism in Eukaryota, Metazoa, Chordata, Aves, Passeriformes, Passeridae. Gene Ontology annotation, molecular function: nucleosome binding; ubiquitin-protein transferase activity. Gene Ontology annotation, cellular component: site of double-strand break; nucleus. The transcript is spliced from 11 exons. Gene Ontology annotation, biological process: double-strand break repair; protein ubiquitination. The record is from RefSeq and is a predicted model, not a curated record.